Messenger RNA from Branchiostoma floridae (Florida lancelet), 2924 nucleotides. Its product is annotated as solute carrier family 15 member 5-like. The transcript has 8 exons. Gene Ontology annotation, biological process: transmembrane transport. Gene Ontology annotation, cellular component: membrane. The record is from RefSeq and is a predicted model, not a curated record. The coding region runs from base 658 to 2517 and encodes 619 amino acids. Lineage: Eukaryota; Metazoa; Chordata; Leptocardii; Amphioxiformes; Branchiostomatidae. Gene Ontology annotation, molecular function: transmembrane transporter activity.
ACUUGCUUAAAAACUGGGUGUGCGCAAGUUAUUACACCCCGUGUCCCCGCUUAGGCAAACAUCGUCUGAGUGCGAAGAAAACACCAACUUGAUCCUUCCAACCCUCCUUGGGAAAACCUAACACGUCUUCGUACAUACUGGCUCGUCUGUGUUCGCUGAUGUACACGUACGUGUGUCCCGGACACGGAUAGCCAUGUUUGUGAGCCAAAAACGUUGUAGACCGAGGCCUCACUGAUCCAAAACAGACUAAAAGGCAGCAGCAAGAGGAAGACUUAACACGCUUUGGACGUUUUUGCGAUUUUCUUGCCUUUUCGUCGAGCGGAUGUCGCAUGUUGUCAUUCGGAUGGUCUCUCCCGUGCUGGAAUGCUGGCAGGACUCAUGGUGCGGUGAGCUGUGUAGUCGAAACGGUUGAAUGCAAAGUUCUGCUGUUAACAUCGAAACAGGUGCAACGGAAAACGUGACUCUUAACCGGCGACUUUGAUAAACAGGAAGACCAUUCAUAGACUACUGUUGUUGCCCUCCUGUUUGAAAGUCCCCCUACAUGUAACAAGGACGUUAUAUAACGUCCUUGCAUGUUAGUACUUUGCAUGCAGAGCACCGGAGGAAGACAAUUGACCGCUAAUCCGCGGUAAAACUGGUUAACGGGUCGCAGCAAACAUGGCUCGCUCCGGUUUGUCGGCGGGGUUUCUCGCAAGCUCAGAAACGUACAGAAAAUAUCGCCAAUCCUUGGACAUGGCUACUACAUUAGACCGCGAAGGCUCGGCUUUGGAGGAAAUUCCACUCCUUCCAUGGGGAGGGGGGACGAAAAAACUGGAACGCUCUGUCUCAACCGGGGCACCUUCUAAGCUUCAAGUGACGAUUUGUAUCCUUCUGGUAGAACUGGCUGAGAGAGUCACGUUCUUCAGUGUUAUUGCCAACAUGGUGCUGUUUUGUACAGUUGAACUUGACUACACCAGCGCCACGGCGGUCAGUAUCAGUCAUGUGUUUAUCGGGAUGAGCUUGAUCGUGCCUUUGGUCGGGAUUUGGGUCGCGGAUUCCUACCUGGGCAAGUGCAAGGCUAUCGUCAUAAGUGCAAUAAUUCACUUCUUGGGUUCUGCUCUACUCCCUGUUAUGGCGUUUCCGUUUGAUGAGUUGUUGGAACACCACAGAAGCCCGCCUUACAGCCUGACUGAUUCACAAAAGGAGGGGAUCUUCCUCCUCGCCCUCCUCUUCAUCUCAGUUGGUAUCGGCGGCAUCAAAGCGAACGUCAGCGCCUUUGGAGCGUACCAACUCAGGGAUCUAGGGGAGCAAGAGUUACAGUCGUUUUUUAACUGGUGGAUUUGGUUGAUGAACGUGGCGUCAGCCAUGGCGUGUCUGGCCAUCUCCUACAUCCAGCAGGAGGUGGACUUCUACAUCGGCUACCUGAUCCCGGCAGUCGCCAUGCUGGUAGCUCUGCUCGCCCUGUACCUGGGGAGGAAGUCUUACGUCCAUCUACCGCCCAGCAAAGUAAGCCCUCUAGCCACGACUCUCCGAAUCGUCUUCCAAGCGACGAAGAACACCGUGAGAUGGAGGGGCAGACUGGGUGGUCACGUGGACUCCUGGCUAGACCGAGCCAAGGAAAGUUGCGGGGGGUCCUAUUCAGACACACACGUGGAGAUGGUGAAGAAACUGGAGAGAAUCUUUCCCGUCUUCCUGGUGCAAGUCUUAAACAGAACUGUCUUCUAUCAGAUACCGACGACAUUCUUCCUACAGGCCAUGCGGUUGAACUUGGACGUGGGUUCGACCGGGAUAGUCCUUCCUAUCGCCGCGCUGAACCUGUUUGCUAUCAUCCCCAUACUGUUGCUGGUCCCCCUCAUGGAUAGAGUGGUAUAUCCCAUGCUUGAGAUGUGCAAUAUUAGGCCGAGUCCACUAAAGAGAAUGGGUGCUGGUCACUUCCUUGGGUUGCUGGCUAUCUUGGUCGCAGCGGGGAUGGAGAUCGCACGUAAAAACGUCAUAGAGGAGGGCGGAGUCGUGAGGCAGUGGCUGGGCGGCGUCCCCUUCAACGCCUCUUCUAUCAACGCCCUAUGGCUGGGUCCACAGUACCUGUUAGUCGGGACGGGGGAGGUGUUCGUCAUGUCGUCAGGUAUCGAGUUCGCCUACACGGAGGCCCCCGCCCCUCUCAGCACCGUGGUUAUGGGCCUGGUCGGGAUCACCAUGGGGCUGGGCAGUCUCACAGGCGCAGUACUUAUCAACGUGGUGAAUGCUGCCACACCAGGCACAGAGUGGUAUCCGGACGAACCAAACGAAGGAUACCUGGAGGCGUACCUCUUCCUACUGGCCGCUCUGGGGCUGCUGAACUUCGUGGCGUUUUGCGGGGUGGCGUCACGGUACAAGUACGUGGCACAGGAGGAGGAAGAACGGGAACGAGACACACUCCGCCUGGUGACGUAUUUCGAAAAUCAAGGAACGAGAGCGGAUGAUUAUGAUUACGAUGACGAAUUGGAGGAUUGGGAACGACAACUUGAUGCUCUAAACUACAGUUUGACUGCGUCCCUCUAAGACUAUUGUAUUCAGCCAUAUGGAAGUUAUUUUUUUAUAUAGACUAUAUAGACUAUAUAGGAUUCUGAGAUAAGGCUACUAUAAUGCGGGUUUACCUACUUUCUGUUCAAGGAUGACAAUGACUUACUUCUUUUUCCAUCAUGACUGUAUUCAUAUAAUUUUAUAUAUAUUAUAAUUAUCCAUGUGGCAUGAAUUAUUUCUGUAUGGACAAGCAAAGUACAAAUAUUGUACCCAGGUAUCUCAGCUGGUCGACACAUACAUGAUAGAUCGCAGUGAACUUGUUUUUGGUGUGCAUGCCUUGUCUGUGUUACCAAUAUGCAAAGGCAUUGUGUUACCUAUUGUAUCAGGUAUAACGUUAGGUAACAUUACUAUAAUUCAAGAUCGCCAGGUAAAACAUAUUAAUCCAA